UGUUUACAUAGAUAGGAGUAUAGGUCAUAGGACACAGGUACAUCGUUAAUAAUAUUAAAUUAUUAAAUAAUAAUUUAUAUUGUGGUCGUCAGUCAACGUAACCCAACAACUUCCAUCGUCGACGUCAGUUUGUACUCACCGUCACUUGUCACGUGCCGCUCAUAGGUAUGGUGUCUGCUCUGCCCAUGUCUCCGUGAAAACUCAAAUUAAUAUCAACAGAGAUGUCGGCGGAAGACAGUGCCGUGGCCGGCCACCUGUUGCCGCUUUGCUGACAUUUUCAUCGUCCCGUUAUUCUCACCUCAAAUUUCUAGGCAAAGUGCAACACUCAAUUGACUUCUCAUCUUAACACUGUCGUCGCCCACGGCUUGACCGUCGCACCAGUUUUCCGAUUACACCAAAUCGAAAAUGGCUUGCUUCGGUUUCGACCGUGACGCGCCCGAAGUUCCGGGUCAAAUCCGUGUCCGGGGAUGUACGGACAUUGUAUGGCUGUGCGCAUUUUUGAUUCUCUGGUGUCUGAUGAUAUUUAUAGCUGUGUUUGCUUUUAUUUACGGCGAUCCUCUGCGUCUGAUCAAUGGCCAUGACAGUUUUGGAAACACUUGCGGUUCUUCUGGUAAUUCCAAAAUGGGCAAACUUUCCAACUUGGAUACUACAGAUAAAAAGUUCCUAUUCUAUUUAGACCCAGCAAACAUUGAACAUAGUAUGCAAAUAUGUGUUAAACAAUGUCCAGACAGUAAUAUAUUAACUUUAAAAGAUGUUCAAAAUUUUUAUAAUCGAACAGAAUCGUUACUUUGCAGCUAUAAUUUUGAUUUGAACAAUUUCACUACCGAUGAAGAGCUUUACAAAUCUACUAUUUUCACUACAUCUUUGGGGCCUUGUCCUCCAUUUCCAGUAUACAAAAGUCAUCAUGUGAUGAAUAGGUGUGUUCCUGAAGAAUUGAACAAUCAAACUUUGCCUUUGAUUUAUAACAUUUAUGGUAUGAUGAAUGAUUGGGAUUUCACAGAAGAAAUAUUGAACGAUUUGUACAAGACUUGGCCACAAAUGUUGUACUACACAAUAUUAGCUUUUGUAUUGACAUUUAUCAUCAUUUUAUUAAUUCAUUUACUUACAAAAGUUAUAGCUUAUAUAUUAUUGAUUGGUGUCAGCUUGAUGGUACUAGUAAAUAUGUUUUUACUUUGGUGGGAAUAUUUUACUUUGAAAAAACGUCUGGACAACACUAUUGAGGCACAAACAUUAAGUGCUGAUGCUUGCAAUGAACACACAUUCCUAAUACUUUCCAUCCUAUUUACAUUAUUUUCGGUUAUUAUACUUAUGUUGGUAUUGGCUAUGCGUAAGCGAUUGAAUUUUUUGUCCACUUUGUUUCACGAGUCGGCCGAUUGUCUAUCUAAACUCCCAGCCUUAUAUUGGCAACCUAUUUGUACAUUUUCUGUGCUGAUUUGUUUGUAUGCAUUUUGGACUGCUGUAAUCCUUCAUCUAGCUACAGCAAAUUAUCCUGGUACAAGAUCACUACAAUUAGUAACUGAUUUUGUAGAGAAAAACAUGACAACUAAUGAUUCAUCGAGUCUUGAAGAGUCAAAGAAACAUAUUUUGCCAUUCAUAAAUGCUGUUGAGUUUAAAGAUGCUACUUGGGUACGUUAUAUGUGGUGGGUAUAUAUAAUUGGCCUAAUAUGGUCGUCAGAAUUUAUAUUAGCAUGUCAACAUAUGAUUAUUUCUGGAGCAGUAGCAAAAUGGUAUUUCACCAACGGCAAAAAUAAAAAAUCUGUUGUUCUUUCUUCAAUGUAUAACCUGGCAUUCUACCAUUUGGGUUCUAUAGCACUUGGAUCUCUGUUAAUUAUUCUGUUUAAGAUUCCCAGGCUUAUAUUGACGACAUGUCAUUCUAAGAGCAAUUCAACGUCAACAAAUAACCGUUGUCUAAAAAAAACAUGCACUUGUUGUACAUAUUCGUUCGACAAUUUUUUCAAGUACAUCAAUCAUAAUGCAUAUACUAUAGUAUCAAUGGAAGGCAUUGGAUUUUGUUUAGCUGCUUCGAGGGCUUGGCAUGUUAUUGUUGGUAACGCUUUGAGAUUGGGUUCCAUAAACAGUAUAGGCGACUUCAUAUUAUUCCUGGCUAAGUGUUUGGUCACUCUGAUUAUUGGUUCUCUAGCAUUGUUCACUUUACGAUCAAACUUGGAAUUGCAUUUUCAUGCAAUACCAAUCAUCAUUAUAUGUUUAUUUGCAUUUUUCGUUGCUCACAGUGUCAUUUCAUUACACGAGGUAGUAAUCGAUACAUUAUUUUUGUGUGUAUGUGAAGACAAAAAUAUUAAUGGAGAAAUGUGGCACAAGAGUCCAAUAAUAAAACUGUCUAAGUCUAAAAAGCCAAUUGUAAAAAAUUCUACCAAUACACAAAUUGUGAAAACCAGCACAUGAGGUUGUUUUAAUUUUCAA
Messenger RNA from Acyrthosiphon pisum (pea aphid), 2421 nucleotides. It is a transcript of the gene Ctl1, whose product is annotated as choline transporter-like protein 1. The transcript is spliced from 13 exons. Gene Ontology annotation, biological process: transmembrane transport. The coding region runs from base 406 to 2403 and encodes 665 amino acids. Gene Ontology annotation, cellular component: membrane. NCBI's taxonomy places the organism in Eukaryota, Metazoa, Arthropoda, Insecta, Hemiptera, Aphididae. Gene Ontology annotation, molecular function: transmembrane transporter activity. The record is from RefSeq and is a predicted model, not a curated record.